This is a messenger RNA of Tachysurus vachellii, 2197 nucleotides long. RefSeq names its product alkB homolog 8, tRNA methyltransferase (gene alkbh8). Gene Ontology annotation, cellular component: nucleus; cytoplasm. Gene Ontology annotation, biological process: tRNA wobble uridine modification. NCBI's taxonomy places the organism in Eukaryota, Metazoa, Chordata, Actinopteri, Siluriformes, Bagridae. Bases 39 to 2027 code for a protein of 662 amino acids. Gene Ontology annotation, molecular function: tRNA binding; S-adenosylmethionine-dependent methyltransferase activity. The record is from RefSeq and is a predicted model, not a curated record. The transcript has 11 exons.
UUGUGUUGCACCCGGGACUCCACACACAGACGCACUCAAUGGAGGUUCAUGUGCAGAACGUUGAAAGUAUCAGAAAAUCCAAAGAAGAGAAAAAGCUGCUGAAGCGACAAAUAAAAGCUUGUCACACACUGCUGAAGCAUGAAGGUAUCACCACCGCACUCCAGCCCACUCAGUGUGUGCUAGUGUCUAAUGGAGGUUUAGGAAACGGUGUGAGCAGGGAGCUGCUGAUGGAGGUGCUGACUGAAGGUGGCGCUGUGGAGUCUCUCCUCAUGCCUCCUAAUAAACCCUACAGUUUCGCCACCUUCACAUCUCUGCAGGAGAGUCAAAGAGCUCACACACUGUGUAACGGCCGCGUGCUAGAGUGUAACGGGCACAACGUCACUCUGUACUGCAGCUACAUCCUGCCAGCUUGCUCAGUGGAUGGAGGAGUGAGGAGUGAAUGUGAGUGUGUGUCUCUCCCCCCUGGUCUCUGUGUGUUGGAGAACUUUGUGUCUUCAGAAGAAGAGUCUUGGUUGUUGCAGGCUGUGGACUGGACUUUGCAUGAUGAUGUCACAUCACAGAGUGAAGCACAGCGAGAGCUGAAGCACCGCAGAGUGAAGCAUUAUGGGUAUGAAUUUCGCUAUGACAACAACAACAUGGAUAAAGACAAACCACUGGCUGAAGGUUUGCCGGUGGUGUGUGAGUCUGUGCUGCAGAGGUGUAUGUGUGACGGUCACAUCAGCAUCCUUCCUGAUCAGCUCACAGUUAACCAGUACAAGAGUGGACAAGGAAUUCCCCCACAUGUGGACACACACUCAGCGUUUGAGGACACCAUCCUGUCUCUCAGUCUGGGAGCACAGACUGUAAUGGAUUUCCGUCACCCUGAUGGUCGCUCCGUUGCCGUGGUUUUACCUGCAAAGAGUCUGUUAGUGAUGAAAGGGGAGAGUCGUUACUUCUGGACUCAUGGUAUAACACCCAGGAAGUUCGAUGUGGUGUCUGCAUCAACAUCUGUGAGGUCAGGGACCGUGAACUUUGACCCCAGUGAUCUGACUUUGAACCAGCGAGGCACACGGACGUCAUUUACCUUCCGCAAAAUCCGACACACACCCUGUGACUGUGCGUACCCAUCAGUGUGUGAUAGCCAGCGUCCCCCCUCCCCCCCCAAUCUUCCAGUUGCUCGUAGCGACGCAUGCCAAUUGGAGGAGCAGUAUGUUCACCAUGUGUAUGAAAACAUUUCUGGCCACUUCAGUAGCACUCGCCAUGCUCCCUGGCCACGAGUCCGAGACUUCCUGCUCUCAUUGCCAAGCAGUGCCAUCAUGGCCGACAUCGGCUGUGGCAACGGCAAAUACCUGGGAAUCAACCCUCAGGUGUUUUCGCUGGGCUGUGAUCGCAGUGUGAACUUGGUGUCGAUCUGCGCUGAGCGAGGUUUCCACUCUGUGGUAUGUGACGCUCUGUCUGUACCUCUGCGCAGCUCUGCCUUCGACGCCGUCAUGUCAAUCGCUGUCAUUCAUCAUUUCUCCACACAGGAGAGAAGACUGGCAGCCAUCACUGAGCUGGUGCGUCUGCUGAAGGUUGGAGGUCGUGCCCUGAUCUACGUGUGGGCAAUGGAGCAGGAAUACAAGAACCAAAAAUCCAAAUAUCUCAAAACUAACCAGGAGAACAAGGAACCAAAAACAUCAAAGCAGACCAAUGAACGCAGGAAUGACCAGGAUGUGAAUAACAGUGAGUGUAGUGUGAGGCAGGUGCAUGCUGGGAAAGUGAGCUCAAACCCAGCUGACACAGAGGAGGACUGUGUGAAGGUGACCCCACCCAGACUGAGUGUUCACACCAAUCGCACGCCGUUUGCAUCUCAGGAUCUUCUCGUUCCGUGGCAUCUGAAAGGUGACGUGAAGGCGAGUCCCGGUCCCGUGUUCCACCGUUUUUAUCAUGUGUUCCAACACGGAGAGUUGGAGGGUCUGUGUGCAUCCGUCAGUGGGGUGGAGGUGCAGCAGAGCUACUAUGACCAGGGCAACUGGUGUGUCAUCCUGCAGAAAACACACCAACAAUAAGAGACCCUAACGCUACUGAACACGCACGACUCUGUGACCUUUACUGAAACACCUGACUGUAAACACACACGUGUAAAUUUUUAUUCUCUCAUUAUAUUGUUUAACUUUUAAAUGUUUGCAUAAUGAUCAGUGCCUUCAGUUCAUUACAUGUUUCUGGGUUUAUGUUUUAA